This is a messenger RNA of Carica papaya (papaya), 1728 nucleotides long. RefSeq names its product nuclear envelope-associated protein 2-like. Lineage: Eukaryota; Viridiplantae; Streptophyta; Magnoliopsida; Brassicales; Caricaceae. The record is from RefSeq and is a predicted model, not a curated record.
GCUUAAAAACAGCAGCAAGCUCUCGCUAUGGUAAAAACCGACAAAAUCAUCCAGUAUUAGUCCAAACCCUAAUUUCUCGCCCCCUGUAAAAUCUUUGUUCUCGUUCUCAUUUCAAGGCGUCUGAUCAUUGCAUCCCCCACAAUCUUCGCCCUAUGAUCGUAGGACUUCGUCGCACAAGCUCGAAAAAAACUGAAUAGAGAGAAUCAAGGGAAAUUUUGGCUCCUGCUUCCAAUAAUUCAAAGCCGCGCCAGUGACUACCAUUUCACAUGCAAUCUACAAAACAACCUUCUCCUUCAAGAAGCGUAGACCGGGGAUUUUCAAUUCUUAAGAUUCGAUUCGGUGCAUGCAUUCGCUGUUAGAUCCUUCAUCGCAAUUCCCUCUGGCCAUUGGAUCAAGGCUCUCUGUUCACUGAUGUCAGUCUCUGAUAAAUCAACGGUGUUAUCAUCAUUCUCGUCGGUUCCUGGCGGAGAGACUGAUCCACUGCUGAAGGAUUUGAAUGAGAAAAAGCAGAGUUUCAGGCGAAACGUUGUGUCUUUGGCGGCGGAGUUGAAGGAGGUGAGAAGCCGCCUGGCGUCUAAGGAGCAGUCCUUUGCCAAAGAAACCCUUACGAGACAGGAGGCGGAGACAAGGGCCAAAAACAUGGAGGAGGAGAUUUCUGUAUUGCAGAAUAUAUUAAAUGAGAGGAACGGACAGCUUCAAACUUCAGCAUCUACUGCCGAGAAGUACCUCAAGGAGUUGGACAGUCUUAGAGCACAGCUUGCAGUGACUCAAGCAACUGCAGAUGCAAGUGCUGCAUCUGCACAAUCGGUGCAACUUCAGUGUUUAGCACUGGUAAAGGAAUUAAACGAGAAGAAUAGCUCACUAAAAGAGCAUGAGGAUCGUGUAACUAGGCUAGGGGAGCAAUUAGACAAUUUACAGAAGGAUCUGCAAGCGCGGGAAUCAUCCCAGAAGCAACUGAAAGAUGAAGUUUUGAGAAUUGAACAUGAUAUAAUGCAAGCAGUUGCAAAGGCUGGAGUAAAAAAAGAUUGUGAGCUAAGGAAGUUGUUGGAUGAAGUUUCUCCAAAGAAUUUUGAGAGAAUGAGUAAAAUUCUUAGUGCCAAGGAUGAAGAAAUAUCAAAACUGAAAGAUGAAAUUAAGAUUAUGUCAGCUCAUUGGAAACUGAAAACAAAGGAGUUGGAAUCUCAGGUACAAAAUCUUAGAAGCCACCUUCACAUAUCUCUUGUUUUUAACAAUAUAAGUUAUGCUUGCAGCAUUUUCUCUUCUUCUGAUGUAUGGUUCUCUUUGAUUUUUGUGGAAGUACAGCUUGAAAAACAGCGGCGGACUGAUCAGGAACUAAAAAAGAGGGUGUUGAAGUUGGAAUUUUGUCUCCAGGAAGCUCGUUCUCAGACAAGAAAGCUGCAACGGAUGGGAGAAAGAAGGGACAAAGCACUAAAGGAGCUAAGAGAUCAGUUUGCAGCAAAACAACAGGGUGAAGCUGCAGGUGCUGAGAAACAGAAUUUCUGGGAAAGCCCAGGUUUCAAGAUUGUGGUUUCCAUGUCAAUGUUGAUCUUGGUGGUGUUUUCAAAGCGGUGAAUCCAUUCUGUUCUAUUACAUACUAGUAAUAUUGUGUAUAAACAGUAGCAGAAGUUUAGGGAAGGUAGAGGAAAUUUCCUUGUUUGUAGAAGACAGGCAAUAUAGCAACAGUAGUUUUGAGAGAAUGUUAAAUGUGCCAUAAUUUUAUUCAAAACA